AUGGCUUCUUCCCAAACAAGUCAUGAAGUGCUAGAGCGAGCCAGUUCUUCAGAGUUGGAGAUGAGCCUGGCGCGUGUCAAGUCGCCUCAUGGCGCGGACACAAGAAUAUCUUAUCACAAAGACGAGCUCGUUAAGGUCCAGAGUCUCUUUUACGCGCGUCGCUACAAGCAGUGCAUUGCACUUUGUGAAGAACUCCAGAGAUCGGAGAUUCACGCCCUACACAAGGCUUUCCUCUGGUUCUACCAUGCUACCUCCUACGAGUCGAUGGGCCUGAUUGCGCACAAUUUUUCGGAUAAUAAACUUCGAUUUCUGGAUUCCGCAAGGGAGAGCUUCUGUCAGGCUCUAAAAUGUGUUCCUCUGCCAUAUGUAUCAAGUGAAGUCGGAUCUUACGAACAGCCGGAGGAGUCUCCCGUCACAACCGGUUUCGGAUCCACGACCAUCACGGGAGCCCAGCAAGCAGGUCGAAAAGAAGUGUGCGCGCAGGGCCGUCUUACAGAGAUAUCGCCUUCACUUUCUUCUGGUAGUGUGUACUCGCUAGGAAGCGCCGGUUCAGAAGGAGGAUCUAGUGCGGAUUCCAGUGAAUCAUCGCCGCAAAAACACGCAUGUCAAGAGAUGUCGGCACCAGUGGCACACGUCGAUUCAGAAGAAGGAACUUCAAAUUCCGACGUAGUGAAAUACCCAAUCACUCCAGUCACUUCAGGUACAGAGGUGUCUCGACUCGGGCGCAGCCCCAGCUCAGCGCAAAUACUGCAAGACAAUCUGGUACCGUCGCCUCUAUUCAGCCGAAAUCCCAAACGGCCUUGCACGGGGCAUCUUGACAGUAAUGUCAAUGCCCGGCCACUUCCUCCUUUGCCAUUCAAUCACAAAGCCGAGUUCAAACUACAAGGCACUCGCAUCAUCCAAGACCCGUUGAUGCGCAAAACUGCAGUUCAGACCCUCAUCGCACGCUUCGAAGGGAUUCUACCCUUGCCUCCGUCUUCUCCGUUGGCGGCGGCAAGAUCCCCCUUGCGGGAGCACGUCUACGGACUCGACACUCCAGCCCCCUCUCCUGCCAUCACAUCCCCACGAUUUCGCAUGAUUCGCGAUGCGUUCAGUCCGAAUCCGCACAAUGAACACCUCGAAGCAUACCUCAAUACCUGCACCUCGACCAACCUGACGCUCUACAACGUGCAUCUCGCGGACUUCCGUGCUCAGCUGAGAAAGCACAUUACUUAUGUAAAUGGGGAAACCGGUCGCGUGCAGAAAAUUCAAAGCGAGAGAAGCGCUGCUCGGGCUUUGGGGCCGAAGCAGCGGUUUGCAAGUUUCUGGUCUCUCGAGGCCGCUUCUGCUGGUUCCAAAUCGAAGUUCACUACGAGAUCGGCAUAUGUAGGCCGAAGUGCUGCCCUCGUGAGAGAUGAUCGUGACCGUGACUUCACUGGCGGAGAGAAUCCUCGAGACAGAUUCAAGGAAAAGGUCGAUGAAUUACGACGCCGCCGGUGGCGAGUGUGCAAGGAAAGACACGGCUUUAAAGGAGUGGAGUUCUACGAGGACUUGAGGGCGCGUGCCGAAGCGGAAUUGGAGAGUUAUCGUUGA
This is a messenger RNA of Fonsecaea erecta, 1572 nucleotides long. RefSeq lists its product as hypothetical. Lineage: Eukaryota; Fungi; Ascomycota; Eurotiomycetes; Chaetothyriales; Herpotrichiellaceae. The record is from RefSeq and is a predicted model, not a curated record. The transcript is spliced from 2 exons. Bases 1 to 1572 code for a protein of 523 amino acids.